AUGGAAUCUCGGCGGAUCCAGCCUCUUUUCACCACCAAUCAUCGCUCCGCUCGCCCACGCCCUCGCGCGUUCCACAUUUCACCCUCCCCAUCCUCUCUCCACUCUCCGCUCUCCACUCUCCACCAACUUCAGCUUCGAUCUCGACCUCUUGCUCUUCGAUCCCGCCUCUUGUCCGACUCCAAAGUCUUGUCCGCACCGUCCGAAGAAGCCUUGACUGCACAGCCAAAGCAGAAUCUAUUGCGGCGACCGGCCCGAAGACUUUCGCCGUUCGGCAUCCGCAUUUGCAUCAGCCGCCUCGUUGCGAAGAGUUGGCCUUUUCGCUCUCCAUCCGGCCUUUCUGCUGUGCACCGUGCCACUCCCGGACCGCCCCAACUCUGCAUCGGUCUGGUGGUUGUGCGCAGCUUAGCUUUCGACGUUAACCUUGUUUCGCGUGCGCGUGCGCAUCGUCUGCACCCGGGCCCGUCGGCUUCUCCGUCGCACCGCGCACGUCCGUCCGCAACGCUCGCCGCCUCCGACAGCGACUCGACAGACCCAGCCCGCCUCCGUCGGCUUGCCUUGACCGGUGUGCGCGGCGACGUGACCAUUUAUCUCUCGCAACGCACAUCCUUGCUCAGGCCUCUCACACACUCGUCCUCGCCCUCGCCCUCGUCCUCGCCCUCGUCCUCGCCCUCGUCCUCGUCCUUCAACCUUGCGUCCGUGGACCAGUGCUGCCCCUGUCAUCCGGUCAAUCCGAGCCUUGAACCGCUCAGCAAGCGUUCGAGUGCUGGAAUGCAAUCGGCCCCGUGCGACGCCGUCACCUCUUCCCUUCUCUCGUUCUUCACAUCCGCUUCCGACCGCACUCUCUCUCCGAAUGCGACACGCGUAGCAGCCUCCGAUCAGUCGCAGAAGCACCGCUCGGUCCACCCUCACGCGCCUCGCUGGUGA
Moesziomyces antarcticus is the source of this 924-nucleotide messenger RNA. RefSeq lists its product as uncharacterized. The record is from RefSeq and is a predicted model, not a curated record. The transcript has 3 exons. NCBI's taxonomy places the organism in Eukaryota, Fungi, Basidiomycota, Ustilaginomycetes, Ustilaginales, Ustilaginaceae. Bases 1 to 924 code for a protein of 307 amino acids.